AUGGCGGGCCCUGCCGCAGCUCAGGGUUUAAGCGUGGUCGCCUACCUUGGCAAUGUAUUUGCCAGUGUUAACUGGUUCAUGUGGCUGGGCUUGAUGAUUCCGUACUCGCUCUUCUUCUUUGCCAUCGACUCCCUGAUUGUCUGGCGUGUCAUCAACUGGUUUGACGCCAAAGUCUCUUACAAGAAUAUUCUCCCGGUACGCGCAAGUACCUACAUCCUGUCCAUCCUCAAUGAACAGUUAGGCAAGGGCGCCAUGGCCCUCUAUCUGAAUCGCCGCGAAGGUGUUCCGGGUUGGAAACUGGGCUCGUCCAUGUUGUUUAUCAUGGUGUGCGAACUGUUUUAUCUGGCCACCUGGGCAAAUAUAGGUCUGGCCCUGCAAUGGGACAACCUGCCGGAAGUAUUCAGGGGCCUGCCCUGGGUCGGUAUGAUCAUCGUCGCCUUGUUUGCGAUGGCAUUCCUUUACUUCAAAGGCAAAAUCCUGCCGAAUCUGAAAUGGCGCGACAAACAUAUUCUGCACGCCUUUCGCGAAGCCAGGCUGAGCCAGUAUCUGGUCAUUAUGAUCCUGCGUUCACCGGCAUUGCUUGCCGCGGUUGUGGUCUACUCUGAAGCGCUGAGUCUUUUUGGCGUUGAAAUCUCCUACAUGCAGAUGCUGGGCAUCUUACCGGUGAUCUUUUUUGGCGCUUCAAUUCCCGGUCCGUUUCGGGCUGUGGCCGUUUCUUUAUGGGUUAUUCUGUUUCCGGAAUUUCCCGCAGAAAUGUCAGCGUUCGGCCUGGUACAACACAACUUCUUCAUUCUGUUCAACGCCGUCAUCGGACUAACAAUCCAUGCGCAAGCAGCACCCGAGCAGCUGCAUCUUUUGAUACCGGGUGGUGCUGGUGGCGGUUGGGACCGCACCGCCCGCGGAGUGGGCACAGUGCUCAGCAGAACAGGCCUGAUCAAACAGAUACGCUACGAGAACAUGUCUGGUGGCGGUGGCGCCCGAGGCAUUGCACAUCUGCUGGAACGUCAAUCACCCCAUAUGCUGAUGGUGAAUUCCAGCCCCAUUGUCAUCCGCUCCCUGCAGAAAGCCUUUCCACACUCUUUUCGCGACCUGACGCCAGUGGCCAGCGUCAUUGGCGACUAUUCUGUUAUUGCGGUGCGUCGGCAGUCACCGAUCCAGAGCAUCAGCGCCCUGGCUGCUGCGCAAAAACAAAACCCCUCACGCAUUGCAGUUGCCGGCGGUUCCAUAGCCGGCAGUACAGACCACAUCGUUGCCGCAUUAGUAUUUGCCGGCUUUGCAGCCGAGCCGAAGAGCGUGAAAUACAUUCCUUAUGAUGCGGGGGGCAAAGCCAUGGCGGGCCUGUUAUCCGGCGAGGUACAGGCGCUGUCUUCCGGACUGGGCGAAGUCAUCGAUAUGGCACAACAGGGAUGGGUGAACAUAUUGUGUGUCACAUCUGCAGAACGUCUGAACCUGCUGCCGGAUACACCCACUUGCCUGGAAAGUGGCGCCCGGGGCGCCGUGUUUGCCAACUGGCGUGGAUUUUUUGCCAGUCCCGCCAUGCCGGCGUCACAGGUACAGGCUUACGCGGAGGUCCUCGCACAAAUGUACGCCACAAGUACCUGGCGAGAAAUCGCGGACAAUUAUGGAUGGGUAGACCUGUUUUACGCGCAGGCCGAUUUUGCAGAAAUGUUGCAUCAGCAGGAAACCGACGUCAGCGGCUGUAUUCUCCUGGCUUUCUGUUGUGCCUACGGCCUCCUUGCGCUGGAUAUACCCAGCACCACAACGCAGAUGGGUUCUGCCUUCAGCGCCCGCACCAUGCCUGCCGCGCUGGCCAUUGUCGGCAUCAUCCUGUCGCUGGCGCUGAUUUUGCUUCCCGGUAGAGCGCAAACCAGCAGCCAGGCGCCCAUCUACUGGCGCAAGGGUGCCGCAUUUAUCGUCUUGAUGAGCCUCUAUGGCCUGGCCAUCCGCCCAGGUGGAUUCAUUGUUGCCACCAUUGCCUUUCUCGCCGCUGGUUUCUGGCUCCUGGGCGAGCGCAAAGUGAUGACCCUGUUCAUACUGCCAACUGCUGUCGCGGUAUUCUUCUGGUUCUUACUCAGUGAACUCCUGGGUGUAUACGUUGCGAUUUUGUUCCUGGUUGGUGGAUGCCUGGCUGGCACUUUGAUCGGCAUGUUACCCGGCCUGGGACCGAUGACGGCAAUUGCGCUGAUGAUACCGAUCGCUUCAACAUUGGAGCCCACCACCGGCAUCAUCAUGAUGGCCGCUGUCUAUUACGGUGCCAUUUUUGGUGGCUCGACGUCUUCGAUUCUGAUCAACGCACCUGGCGUGGCAUCCACCGUAGCAUCCAGUUUUGAUGGUUACCCCAUGUCCCAGCAGGGACACGCCGGUAAAGCACUGGCCAUUGCCGCUGGCGCUUCUUUCUGCGGCGGCAUCAUCGGCGCCGUAUUACUGAUGUUAGGCGCGCCGGUACUGGCAAAAGCCUCCCUGCUGUUUCAAUCCAGCGAUUAUUUCGCGUUAAUGGUUCUGGGGCUGGUCAGUGUCGCUGCGUUUGCGGGCAAUGGCGGCCUGAUCAAGGCCCUGCUGAUGACUACUGUUGGUCUUAUGUUAUCAACGGUAGGCACCAGCCAGGCCCAGGGUAUAGAGCGAUUCACUCUGGGCAGCAUUGACCUGAUUGACGGCAUCUCAUUUUUACUGCUGGUGAUGGCUACUUUUGCACUGGCAGAAGCUUUGCUUGCAGUGCUGCGCACGCCCGCUACACAGUUGCAGAUUGUGGAAAAAAGCAAACGCAAAACGCUUGGCAGCAUGCGUGUCAGCACAGACGAAAUACGCGACAUUUCACCCACGGUCGCUCGAUCGUCUGUCCUGGGGUUUAUCAUCGGCCUGCUGCCGGGGGCUGGCGCAACCGUUGCCAGCUUCCUUGCCUAUGCAUCUGAACAGCGUAUCGCCCCAGCCAAUCAGUCACCCGCAUUUGGUGCCGGUGCCCCCCGGGGGUUGGCCGCACCAGAAGCUGCCAACAAUGCAGCAGCUACAGGUUCGUUUGUGCCUUUGUUAACCCUGGGUAUACCCGGCUCAGGUACAACCGCUAUUCUACUUGGCGCCCUCAUCGCCUACGGCAUACAACCAGGCCCGAUGCUGUUUAUCAACGAACCCGCCGUAUUCUGGGCCGUCAUCGUCUCCAUGUGGCUGGGUAACGUUGUGCUGCUGGUAUUGAACCUGCCGCUGAUACCCUAUAUCGCCAGAAUUCUGAUGGUCCCCGGACGGCUACUGUUGCCACUGAUUAUGUUUUUUUCAAUCAUUGGCGUGUAUCUGGUGAGUUUCAACACCUUCGAUAUCCAACUCAUGGUGCUGUUUGCAGCGGCUGCCGUUGGCCUGCGAUUGCUUAACUUCCCUAUGGCCCCGAUGAUCCUCGGCUUCAUCCUCGGCGGCUUGAUGGAGGAAAACCUGGGACGCGCACUGCUGAUCUACGACAACAACUGGUCAUUCCUGUGGACCCGCCCGCUGACAUUUGGCAUCUUGCUGCUGGCCGCUUUGGCACUAUCGGCGAACCACGGCCCGGUACCCAUUCUGUACUGGCUGUCGGGGCUGACCUGUAACGACGAAAAUUUUGUGCAGAAGGCUGGUGCUCAGCAAUGGGCCGCCCAAUACGGUAUUGCCCUUAUUGCACCUGAUACCAGUCCGAGAGGAGAUAGCGUACCCGACGACCCUGAUGGUGCCUACGACUUUGGUCUGGGUGCCGGCUUCUACGUCGACGCCACCCAGGCGCCCUGGUCCGAACACUACCGCAUGUACAGCUACAUCACGGUUGAACUGCCGGCACUGCUGGCAACCAUCGAACAACUGGACACCACCCGCCAGGGCAUUUCCGGCCAUUCCAUGGGCGGCCACGGCGCAUUGACCAUAGGGCUACGCAAUGCCGAUAGAUUUCGCAGCAUUUCCGCGUUUGCACCGAUCAGUAACCCCAGCAACUGCCCUUGGGGACGUAAAGCCCUGGCAGGCUAUCUGGGCCCGGAACAAACUGCCUGGCGGCUCUACGAUGCCUGCGCUCUGCUGGAAGACAAAGCGCCAACGAUGCCUAUCCGCAUUGAUCAGGGUGAUGCAGAUGCGUUUCUGGCCGAGCAGCUUGCGCCGGAUCAAUUUCUUCGCUUGUGUAAGAUGCGCAAUCUGCCACUCACCUAUGAGUGGCAGGCGGGCUACGAUCACAGCUACUUCUUUAUCGCCACUUUCAUGCGCGAACAUAUUCAGUUUCACGCCCAGUAUUUAAAACGUUGA
Messenger RNA from Symbiodinium pilosum, 4245 nucleotides. The record is from the annotation of a GenBank genome assembly. Lineage: Eukaryota; Dinophyceae; Suessiales; Symbiodiniaceae.